AACACUGUGACGCAUUCGGAGCACGGGGACGGGAUAUCCGGGUGGCGGUUGACGUAAAGCGUUAUGCUAUCACUGUGAUGUGAUGUGGCGUUCCACCCAGCUCCUGUCUUAUGGCGCUACGAUAAUCCAGUCAUUUCUAGUGCUGGAGGAGGCCCCGUGAUCUAACAAGGCUAGGGAAGGACUGGAAACAAGGCCUGCAUGAUCCGCUCCCCGUCACUGUCACUGCCCUGCCCCAGCGUCGCUCGAGUUCAAGGGACGUGGCGAUGCCUUCUGAUGUCUGUCUUCAAACAGCAGGAUUUAAGAUAAUUUCUUCUCCAGAAUGGCUUCUUCCACUUCCCGAUCAGACAUUGAUGAAGACAGGUUCUAUUUCGGCAAAAUCACAAGUAAUGAAGCUGAUGAAAUCUUAAUGAAAGAGGGUGGAGAAGAAGGAACAUUUCUCAUCAGAGAGAGUUGUUCAUCUCCUGGAAACUAUGUGUUGUCUUUCAUAUCUGAUGGCCAACCAAUACACAUUCUGAUCCAGAAGUAUAAGGGCGAUGGAUUCUCCUUAGUGGUUUUGAAUGAGGCCCGGUUAUUCAAUGGCUUGGACAGCCUUGUGGCAUACUACAGCCAACACCCUGUAGGGCCCUCCACCACCACCCUCUGCCACCCUUGUCCUGGGAACCCAUUUCCAGCAGACGUUUGCCUCCAUGGCUCCUCCAAUCUCCUCCACAGAUCAACUAGUCAAGGUAACAUUAUUGUGGUCUCCGAACUGCUGAAAGCAGGCUAUAAGAAAAUUGAUGUGAGAAAUAACACAGGGCAGACAGCACUACACAUCGCCGCCAUGAAGGGCUACCAGGAAGUUGCAGAGAUGCUCCUGCAGCACGAGGCAAAUGUUGAAGUUCGGGAUGAGGAAGGAGUGACACCGCUGCAUCUUGCCUGUAGGUACAAUAUGCCUCAUAUAGUGCAACUCCUUGUGGAGGUGGGCCAGGCAGAUGUACAAGUCAGAGCAACAAAAACAGGAUCUGUACCUCUGCAUGAAGCAGCUGAGAAUGACAGUGUGGAUUGUGUCAAGGCACUGCUGGCCUUGGGUGCUCCCUCCCAUCCACGCAAUGCACUUCGCCAAACACCAGCAAGUAUUGCCAAGAGGAUGAACCAUUCAGAGUGUUAUAAUUUGCUUGUGAACCAUGUGGUGCGGGUGCCCAUUUAUACACUGAAGGACUAUUACUUUGAGAACCUAGACCGUGUUGCUGCCCAAGACCUGCUGCUCCGUAGCCCAGACACCAUCUCAGGGCACUUCCUUCUCCGCCACAGUUCCCGCAAACACUGUGGGCGUGUCCUGUCAUUGUUGUGCCAGGGCGAAGUAUAUAAUUAUGAAAUAGUGAAGGAGGGUGACAUGUUCUGCAUUGAUGAUGGCCCAUAUUUCACCUGCCUGGAGACCUUAGUGGACCAUUAUGUGCACUUUGCGGAUGGCAUGCCCUGUCGACUCCAGUACCCAGUCAUGGCCCCACUAAGCCCUUUGGCUGACACAGCCUCUUCAAGAAGUCCAGUUUUUGGCUAUGGAAAUCAAAAACAAAGGAACUCAGAGGGGGGGGAGUCGUCAGACAUGCUCCUUGCAACCUCUUACUCAAAAACCUCAUGCAGGGCCUCCCCUCAUCUCCACAUGGACCGCCUGCACCACUCACGCUUCCCCUCACAAGACAGCAGCUACUCACUUUCAAAGCAAGAAAGAGCAAGCUGUGAUGACGAUAAUCCCAGUUCAAUGGAACUUUGGCCCAUGCUCUCUGUGCCUAGUCAAGAGGAUCUGAAACCUCACUGUAGAGCACAAAAUUCCCACGAAUCAGAUAUCAUUGUCACAAAAGGACAUGACUUGAUAGAUCUUAAUGAACCAAGGCAAACAAUUUAUAAAGAACACAAAAGUAACUCCACCACUCAGCAGAAGACUCCUCCACGAUCAAAAAGCUCACUUAAAUUAGACCUCCAGAACUUAAGCAUAUCUAGCAGUGGAGAGAGUAGCAGCAGCCCUACAAUGGAUGGUAACAGGACAGAUGAGAUCUUUGGGGAAAUUGACAUCAACCAUCUCACCAUUGGGGAGUGUUUAGGAAAUGGAGAAUUUGGCUCAGUGCUAAGAGGCAUCUGGUUGAGUCCCUCAGGAGACAAGAUUGAUGUUGCUGUGAAGACCCUUCAUGAUGAUAACAAGGUGAACAAGAAGAAUUUCCUUAAAGAAGCAGAAGUGAUGAUGAAUCUGAAUCACUUGUACAUUGUGAAGCUAGUAGGAGUGUGUCACGGUCCCCCGGUUGCCAUGGUUCAAGAGCUGAUGGCAAUGGGAUCACUCCUUGACUUUCUUUUGGAGCAUGAAGAGGAGAUAUCAGUAGACUUCCACCACAAGCUCUGGGCUGCACAAAUUGCAGAAGGAAUGAUGUACUUGGAGCAGAAGCAUUUUGUUCACUGUGACUUGGCAGCUCGAAAUAUCCUCCUCUCCUCAAUGACCUUGGCCAAAAUAAGUGAUUUUGGUUUGUCACGAGCUCUUGGAGUUGACAAAGACUAUUACACAGCUAAAGAAGGAGGAAAAUGGCCACUGAAGUGGUAUGCCCUCGAGUCUAUUUAUUAUGGAACCUUCACCCACAGUAGUGAUGUGUGGAGUUAUGGUGUGACACUGUGGGAGAUGUAUACAUUCGGGGACCAGCCAUAUGGAGAGAUACCAGGGAAAGAUGUGGUUGCUCUCCUGGAGAGGAAUGAGAGACUUCCCCGGCCUGAGAAGUGCCCCAAGAGGGUGUAUGACCUAAUGCUGCGCUGCUGGAGCUGCAAGCCCAAGAAGAGGCCAGCCUUUAGGGAGCUGGCAGCAAUCUUCAGGACCCAGCCUGAGUACAUAAAUAUCAAGCCAUACUUCAAAGGAUAGCUUUACUUGUGUGUCAUAUUGGGAUCUGCUCACAAAUGCCUUCAUCUUUUGUGUUCUCUGUGUGCAAUGUAUUAUGUUGUAAGAAAAUUUGUAAGAUAUUUUUUUAUUAAUUAGAAGGUAAUUAUUUGCUAUUAAAUCAGUACUAGAUAUAUUAGUCCUGUUAAAUUAUAAAAAAAAUCAUACAAGUAUUAGAUUAUGAUUGAAUCUCAUUUGUGAUUUAUGUGUUACAGAUUUGCUUGAUUUCAGGGCAAGGUAUCACCUCAAAUCUAGCUCUGCUCUCUAUUGUGUUAGUCAUUUCACAUUCAGGGUUUCAGCUGUACUAGUACUUCCUUCAUGCCUAGUCCAGGGACAUUGCUCAGUGUAAGUGGCUGUUCCCUUUCCUAUUUGUAAUAUUUUUUCCUGCCAGCACUCAUCAUUGCUCUCUAAUAAGCCAUAGUAAUGGACAAACUGUGUUGCUUGCCCAGUUUUCUGUGGGGUGGAUGCUUGUUAUAUAAGACCAUUAUAGAUGUUUAUACCAAUCUUUCAUAAAUAAUAAUUAUAAAAGUUAUAUAUUUCUAAAUAUACGAUGAAAAAUAUGGAAGAGGUCUGUGAUGGUAAGCAGUGUCCAUUAAAUUAUAGCUGAGGACAACCAUGUCUUGGGUGGGAAUUCCCAAGAUGUAUGGGAAAUCAGAGAUGCACAGGUGAUUUGUGUUUCACUCAUCAUUAUUAGAAGAUUUCAGUCGUAUGUCGGAUUUGUUGUGUCUUUUCAGUACUGAUAAUAUGAUCAUGUGACGUUUUACUUCCUUCUCAAUAUCCACAUCAUUUCAAAGUUCAAACUACAUAUCUUACUUAUCCUAAGAUGUUAUACUUUUAUACUCAAAUAAAUAAAUAAAUAAAUAUAUCUUUAUAUGUAUUUAUAAUUGUUAUUAUACUGUGCAAGUAAACUUAUAAUUCUUUA
This is a messenger RNA of Scylla paramamosain (green mud crab), 3812 nucleotides long. It is a transcript of the gene Shark, whose product is annotated as tyrosine-protein kinase HTK16-like. The transcript is spliced from 18 exons. The coding region runs from base 320 to 2875 and encodes 851 amino acids. NCBI's taxonomy places the organism in Eukaryota, Metazoa, Arthropoda, Malacostraca, Decapoda, Portunidae. Gene Ontology annotation, biological process: protein phosphorylation. Gene Ontology annotation, molecular function: protein tyrosine kinase activity; ATP binding; protein binding. The record is from RefSeq and is a predicted model, not a curated record.